Molecule: messenger RNA, 327 nt
Organism: Cetraspora pellucida
Lineage: Eukaryota; Fungi; Glomeromycota; Glomeromycetes; Diversisporales; Gigasporaceae
Source: the annotation of a GenBank genome assembly
AUUAAACCAAAUCAAUAUUGCAGAAUUACAGAAUAUGUUCUAAGAAAAGCAAAAGAAAAAGGCACUUAUAAUCAGUAUAAUUAUUUAGAAGUUGGAAAGCAAUUGUGCUAUCCUCAUUAUCUUAAGAUUGUUGAACCUAAUCAUAAUAAUGGAUCAUUAGCUGAUAAUAAUAAGCAAGAUUAUAUAAUCAUUAAAAAACCAUUAUCAUUUGGAAAAAAAAUUUCUUUAAUGACUAGAGUGUUAUAUGAAAAACAAAGAAUUGAAUAUAACAUACUAGAAUUAAUUUCAAAUCAUUUUCAAACAAUACUUAAGAAUGCUGAACCAUAA